AUGGCAAGUAGUUCAUCGACAAGUAAAAAAAUGACUCGAGAAUCUCAAAAGAUUAAUUCAUUGGAAACAUUGCUUCAGACAGAUAAUAUAUUUUUAUUUAUACCCAAUAUAAUUGGUUAUGUACGAAUUUUUCUUUCAAUUGCUUCAUUUUAUUUUAUGCCAACGCAUCCAAUAACUACAGUUCUAUGUUAUUUAACAAGCGAACUGUUAGAUGCACUCGAUGGACAUGCUGCUCGAGCGCUUGGUCAAAGUACAAAAUUCGGCGCUAUGUUUGAUAUGCUCAUUGAUCGAUGUUCAACUAUGUGUUUAUGCUUUGUCUUGGCAAUGUUCUAUCCAUCAUGGGCACUUUUCUUUCAACUAUGGGCAGCUAUUGAUGUUGCUAGCCAUUGGCUUCAUUUACAUGCAGCAACAGUCAAAGGUUCCGAAAGUCAUAAAAAAAUAGAUCUUUCAGGCAAUCCUGUUCUUCGCCUUUAUUAUACAUCACGAAAAGUUCUUUUUACAAUGUGUGCUGGCAAUGAACUUUGGUUUUCAAUGGUUUAUUUACUUCAUUUUGGCGAAGGUCUUGAAGUAAUUACAUAUGGUGCCUAUACGAUAGGUCUUUGGCGCAUUAUUCUCUAUGCUGUAACUCCUAUUAUGGUAUUAAAGCAAAUAAUUAGUUUGAUUCAUUUGUAUACAGCUGCGCUUGACAUGGCUGCAAUUGAUGAAGCUGAACGAGCAAGACAAAAAUAG
Messenger RNA from Rotaria socialis, 729 nucleotides. NCBI's taxonomy places the organism in Eukaryota, Metazoa, Rotifera, Eurotatoria, Philodinida, Philodinidae. The record is from the annotation of a GenBank genome assembly.